GUAUGCAGCCUAAAAGUCCUUGGAGGAAAUACCCUUACAGCUACAACUAUGGGUGAUGAACACAGAGGUUUCACCUGUCAAGUUGAAGUUGAAGAGGAAGGAGCAUUGACAGUUUCCUCAGGAGGUCUGCUUAUAUCUGGAGAUUCUCCACUGCUUAAUCUACAUGGAACUUUGACCACUAGUAGCUUGUCACUGGACAACCAUGGAACACUAAACAUUGCCUCCAGUGGAAAAAUUGUAACAUCAUCAUUGAAAUUGCAAGCCUGGUCCGAAACCACAGUAGCACUUACAGCAAUGGUUGGAAAUGAUGGAGAAAAAUUUGCUGUAUCCAAAUUUGAAGUUGGUUAUGAAGCAAAUGUAACCUUUGCUCACAGUGAAUUGAAUAUAGAAACUUCAACAUUCAAAAUGAACUCUUUGUCAAACUUGAAACUCGAAGGGAAUAAGAAAAAAGUGAGUAUUUCCACAUCAGACUUUGUUCUACAAGAUGGGGCUGAAAUUAAUGUAAGUGAGGGAGGGGAUCUAGACACAGGAACAGGUUCUUCCACUGGCACCGAAGGCGCAAGUUAUGGUGGAGAUGGAGGGGAGAGCCAAGCAACUAAGACAUAUGGGUCUUCAUCAUACCCAGUUGAUUAUGGCAGUGGAACUACUGAUGUUAGAGGUGGAGGAAUUAUCCAUUUAGUGAGUACAGAUUCUGCAGAAGUAGAUGGUUCACUUCUUGCUGAUGGACAAGACUCUAUCAGUACUGACGCUGCCAGUGGUGGCAGUAUCUAUAUCACUGCAAGCACUCUUCAAGGUCAUGGCAAACUUUCUGUUAAUGGAGGAUCAAGUUCAUCAGGGAGUGGGGGAGGUGGAGGAAGAAUUGCUCUCAUUGCUGAUUCUCAGUCUGAUUUUCUUGGAGUUGCAACAGCGUAUGGUGGAAAUGGUUCAUCUGAAAAUGCAGCUGCAGGAACUGUUUAUCAAGAAUAUGCUCAAUCAGGGGGAGCAAUGAUAAAGAAAGUUACAAUUGAUAACAACGGUCAAAUCUCUGCAGCUGCUUCAUAUAUAUCUGCUGUAACAGAACUUACUGAACUUGAAAUUAAUGGAUAUGGCCAGGCAAGAUUCUCAGGAACUUCAACACCAUUUUCAGUUGAAACAAUCACUGGUGAUUAUACAGGAACAUUCACAGUUUUAGAGAACCAGAUUGUUGAUAUGGCUACAUCCUAUGGAACACUAACUCCCUAUGCACUAAUGUGCAAAGUAACUAUUGAAAAAGAUGGAAAAAUGACAAGUCCAGCAAAGAUCCUUUUGAGAGAUGAUGACAUAACAGGGGAAGACUGGUAUAAUUUAGAAGUGUAUGGAACAAUAAUUGGGGUAAGAGAAAUGACAGUGUCAUCUGGAGGUCAGGUACUGAUACACUCAGAGAGCAGAUCCGGUUUUUCCUCAGACAGUCUUCAACCUGUGGGUACCAUGUCUCUGAACAGUAUUGAUGUCACUACUGAUGGCUUAUUGGAGAUUAGUUUAGAUAGCAUGGAAGUGUACACACUAGAUAUGAUUGAAAAAUUGACUGUAAAAUAUGGUGGUACCAUUACUUCAAGAGAUCUUGUUAUAAAUACCCCUGCUCUAGAGGUUGCUUUUAAUGGAAAUCUUAAUGUAAAUGGUGGAAACAUGAAUGUUGGGGAAACUCCUGGGAAUUCGGGUACCACUGGUGCUGGAGGAAGUCAUGGUGGGGCAGGUGGAGCAUCAGCUGAUGGUAUUGAGUCAUCUGCAAACUAUACUGGAGCUUAUGAUAAUACCAAUUUAGGAUCAGCUGGUGGCAGUGGGAGUGAAGAACCAGGAGCAAAUGGUGGUGGACAUCUAACUGUAUUUGCUACAACAUUGACAGUGCAUGGAACAAUUAGUGCUGAUGGUGAUGAUGCAGUCAAUGAUGGUGGAGGAGGAAGUGCAGGAGGAAUUGAGUUGUUUGUUACAGACAUGGACGGGUCUGGUACAUUCUCUUUGAAAGGAGGAAGUUCUGUUAAUGGAGGUGGUGGUGGUGGUGGAAGAACAACUAUCCAAUGUACUGGAAAUUUUCACUUUCUUGGAGAGUAUAAACUCUGUGGUGGAUCAUCAACAAAUGGCCAGGCAGGAGGCUCUGGGACAUCCUACGUGCAAUUUCAGCAAACAGGAGUACCAGGAUCCGUUUACUAUCUGUUCUUUGAUAAUUCAUGUGGGGUAGGAGAAACUGAGGGAAUUACCUUUGUUGAUAUGCCGUCCUAUGACUUAAUUGAGCUUGACAAUGUAAACAUUGGUGAUAAUACAAAAGUAUGGAUAAGCACACCAAACCUUCAUGUAAAAGCAAAGACCCUGACAUGUGGUACAGCCAGCAUGAUUGUUGUAGAUGAUGAUGUUAUUUUAAGUGCAGAUGUAGAACUGACAUACAGUGCCAUCACUUGUAGUUUUGAUCUUAAACAGGCUGGAGAAUUGAGACUGCCAAAAUCUGUAGAAUUGAAGGGAGAAGCAAGUUCAUUUGAAGGCACUCUCACCAAUAUUGGCACCCUGACUAUUUCUUCUUACCAAAAAGUGACAUUUUCACCGCUAGUAAGAACUGCUUCAUGCUGCAAUGAUGCAGGAGAACACAUUGUACGUUCCAAUCCAGGAGAAUAUAGUUUCUUUACAUUUACCCUAGAAAGUUAUGCUGAAGUAACAUUUGAAAAAAAUCCUGACACUUUGAAGAACAUAAACUUUGCUACACUAGAACUGCAUUAUGGGUCAACACUGACAGGUGAAAGCCUUGAUAUAACAGCAAAUGAUAUUCUUCUACAUCCUGGAUCGACAUUGACACUCACUGGAGGUGGACCCCAUGCUGAAAUGGGUCCAGGAAAAGGAAGCAUGGUCAAUGACAUUGGCACAGGGGGUGGUCAUGGGGCCCCGGGUGGCUCUGGAUUAGUAGACAGCAGUGGUGGACAAACCUAUGAUAAUACAAGAAUUCCUGUAGAGACGGGCAGCGGUGGCGGCAACUCUCUGAAUGGAACAGGGGGAGCUGGUGGUGGAUAUCUGAAGCUUACUCUCUAUUCAUCUCUCACUGUAUCUGGCACUAUACAAGUUGAUGGAGAGGAUGCCCUUGGAAUUAAUGCUGGUGGAGGCAGUGGCGGAACGAUUGUGAUCAACACUCCAGUUCUCGAAGGUGAUGGCGCGAUACGAGCCAAUGGUGGAAAAGGCAAAGAAUAUGGCGGUGGUGGUGGUGGUGGCAGAAUGGCAUUUACUGUAACAGAUUCAAAUGAAUUUACGGGAGAAAUGAAAGUAUUAGGAGGUGGAAAUGACCAUGACCUUGAAACCAUAAAGGCAGGCCCAGGAACUAUUUACCUCCUUGAAGGCAAGUCACCAAAACAGACACAUUCACUGCUGAUUGCUGGAGAUGUGGAUAACUUCAUUGAGAAACAGACUUAUGCCUAUAUAGAUGGCAAUGAUGGAGAAUUUGAGUAUGACAGGAUGACAGUUUCAGGAUAUGCCAAUGUCAUAUUUGGCUCUACAGACACAGAAUUAAGAUUAGCUGACAUUUCUGGCGAUGCAACAGGUACCCUUCAUGUUACUGAUGAGCAAGUUGUCCGUGCAGCUGUUGUUGAAGGAGUUGCUGGAAGCUUUAGAACAACUGUUAAUUUUGUGAUUGAAGAAAAUGCAACUCUUCAUGUUCCAGAAACUUUAACUGUUGCUGGAGUGACUUUAGAUUUAAAAGGCACAUGUACUUUCAAUAAUUUGAUUGUUGAAAAUUAUGGUACUAUCAAAGGUUAUGACACAACUUCAACUUCAACUUUUAGUAAUGGGGUAUACAGCCGAAGAGGACAAAAUGGAGAAUAUGUCCUGACCUCUAUGAAAUUGAAAGCUGGAUCAAAUUUUAUACAACCAUCUGGUGGGCUGAUAAUGACUGCCGGAACGCUGGAAAUGAAAAGAUUUGUUGUUUUGGAAGCCGAUUUUGUGAACCUUGUUUCAGUGACCCUUAUUCUGGAACGUGAAGCUGCAUUGAGUACAAAUGGGAGAGCUGCAACUGAUGACCCACUUGUUCCACUUACCGCUCAUGGCUUUGGAAAGAAUGGUGGUGCCCAUUCAUCAGCUGGUGGUGUGGGUAAAGAUUAUACUACAAGUAAUGCUUCAGAACCAUUCGGAACUAUUUACACACCAAAUACACCAGGAGCCUCUGGUGGUCAGGGUGGUAAAGGUGGCAGUGUUAUAAAAAUUACUACAGAUGAGCUCAUACUAGAUGGAAUUUUGCGAUCUUCUGGUGCUGAUUCUGCAUCAGGUGGUGCUGGUGCUGGAGGCAGUAUUUAUGUCAUCUGCAAUGCUGCUUUGAAAGGUUUAGGUUCUAUUGAAGCAAAAGGUGGCUCAACAACUGAUCAAGAAAAUGGAGCAGGCAGUGGAGGUCACAUUGCUGUUCACAUGAAGUCAGAUGAAUACCAGGGUACAUACAGUGCAGGAGGUGGAACCUCUCCAGCACCUCAUGGCAAUGGUGGACCAGGCUCUGUGUAUUUAAUUUCUGACAACAGCGGUGAAAAAUUGAUAUGUGACAAUGAAAAUGGUCAAACUGAUUACUAUACUACACUAAAUGAGGAGAGUCUGAUUCUAAAUUUUGAUACAGUAGACAUAUUCAACAAUGCUAAGCUUCAAGUAACCAAAGACGGACAGCCAAGAGAAUUGAAUAUUGCAAAAGUGAAUGGUGACAGUACUGGAUUGGUGAGACUUCAAAACAACCAGAAAGGUACAUUAGAGAGAUCUGAAACAGACACUGCUGCUCAUUCCAAUUUAAAAGUAAAUAUUGAAUUACAUGAAGGAGGUGAGUUCAUAAUGUCGGAGACAGUUACGAUCCUGGGACUUGGAGCUGUGGCUUUUGAUUUAGAUGGUGUCCUGCGGGGAGUUUCAAACCUUUUUCUAGCCUCAAACAGAAAGAUGAGGAUGGGAUCAAAUGCCAAAAUUGUUCCUUUCUCUGCAACAGAUAUAGAUGGCAUUGACUAUGUAUCAUUUGGAACAUUUCAGCAAGAGCCUGGUAGUAUUGUUGAAUAUGAUUCUGACACAGGUGCAAAGAUAAGAGCUAGCAAUAUAAAUGUUAAAUUCUCUGCUGCCAUCUUCGCUGAUUUCUUUGAUAUCACAGCAACCAAUAUUGAUCUAGAGCUUGAAAGUGUACUAAGCUGUUCUAGUGAACACAGAUCUGAAUCAGAUAGCAUUGAUAUAACAACAGGAUCAGGGAAACCAGGAAAUGGAUCAAAUGGAGGUAGCGGUCAUGGUGGUGUUGGUGGUGGUUCAGAAGACUUAGAUGGAAUUGUUGUCAGUGGUGACUCAUACAAUUCACUUUACAAUCCAACAAUGCAGGGUAGCCGAGGGACAUACAAUCAAGCUACUGGGGAGAAAUUGGGUGGCAAAGGAGGUGGCUGGAUCCAUAUACAAGUAGGAAAUCUGCUCAUUAAUGAUGGUACAAUUUCUGCAAAUGGGGAAAGAGCCGAUGAUUAUGGAGGGGGAGGAAGUGGAGGUAGUGUUUGGAUUGAGGUCUAUGAAUUUGAAGGAUAUGGUUAUAUAGCAGCUUUUGGAGGAGAAGGAAAGGGAAACAGUGGUGGUGGAGCAGCAGGAAGAGUUGCAGUAAACUGUUCUCUACAGAUAGAAUUUGAUGGGUCCUAUCAAGUAUAUGGGGGUGCUGGAUCUGAUGACAGUCUGAGUGCAGGAGGGGGCACAGUGUACUUGGAGGAUAAAAGAUAUGGGAAAUCCUAUAAACGAUUACUACUUAACAAUCAAGGAAGGCCACAUGAUAAAUAUGCAACAAUAGAUGAAAGUUUUACUGACCAUUUCUUCAAUGAAGUUCAUUUAGAGAAAAAAGCCUCACUUCAUUUAGCAGAUGAUGGGAGAAAUACAAAGUUAGAGAUUGAAAAUGUUUACAGUGAUGGCACGGGAUUAAUCCAUAUACAUGAAGGUCAAACUCAUAAAAUAGAAUAUAGACCAUCAAUGAGGAAUGCCUUUUUAACUGGUGUUAACUUCAUAAUAGAUGCAAACUCAGAAGUGUAUUUCCCAUCCAUUGUAUAUGUAUAUGGAACAGGUGUUUUCCUUGACGGACAGACGGAAUCUAGAUCCAUAGAUGUAUCAGGGCAGUUGACAGGUAUAUCAGAUUUAAUCCUUGGGUUUGAAACCUUACUGUAUUUUGGAGAUCAUGGACACACUGCUUCUGUGGAUUCAACAGCUCAAGUAAUUGAUGCAGACCCCGAUGGAACUGUGACGUUAGGCACCUUGGACUUGAGAAGCUUGUCUGAAAUAAAAUAUGCACCAGAUCAAACUGUGAUACAGAAAAUUGCCAGAAUUGAUGCACGAUUCCAGUCUGUGAUUUCAGCUGAAAGUAUUGUCAUUCAGGCUAGUACCUUGAACCUUGAGGCCGGGUCAACACUGACUGCAUCUGCUAUUUACAGACCUCUUGACACUUUAGACGAGGACCGCGGACAGGGUAUAGAUGCGGUUGGAGGGAAUGAUACAGAUAUUGGGACUGGAGGUGGUUAUGCAACUAAAGGAGGAGGAUUUUAUGCAUCAGAGGAUACUUUGAUAACAGAAGGUGGAAACUUUUAUGGAAGUCUUUAUGCACCAGAAAACAGAGGUAGUAGAGGAGGUCACGGUCUGAGUAGCCAAGGUGGCAGUGGUGGUGGAUUCAUAAGCCUCAAGAUUGCUACAGACUUGCUUGUGGAUGGUACAAUAUCAGCAGAUGGAUCUCAUGGGGGAGAUGACUCUGGUGGAGGGAGUGGUGGUACAGUCUACAUUGAAUCCUACAACCUUGAGGGUUAUGGAGUGUUACAGUCACUAGGGGGAGAUGGCUACUUUGGUGGGGCUGGAGGCAGAAUUGCUGUGUACCUAGACACAGAAAUCUACUUCUUUGGAACUUAUGAGUCCCUGGGUGGAGAUGCUAUUGCAGACAGCUAUCUUUCUGAAGGAGGACCAGGAUCAGUGUAUAUAAAAGAUGUCAGGAAUUCUCGCAAAUAUGAGCAGUUACACAUUGACAACAAAGAAAGGUCAUGGGAUCAUCAAUAUAUCCUUGAUGAAUAUAACAGCGAUAAUUCAGAGAAAACUGAUUACUAUUUUGAUGAGAUCUACCUAGAGAGAAAUGCGUCACUACAGUUAAAAACAGGCGAUGGAGCUGAACGAAGUAUUGAAUGUACCAACAUUUUCAGUGACAAAUCCGGAAGAAUUUACCUUCGGGCAAACCAAACAGCAUACAUAGGGGAAGAACUAUCUUUAAUGAAGCUGCAGUUUAACCUUUGGAUUGAUGAUGCAUCAAAAGCUUACCUCUCACCUCUCAUCUACAUUCUCGGCCAAGGAGAAAUUGCCUUGAAAUGGAAUGGUGAAAUGAUUGGUGUACGCCACAUCAGAAUUGUUCCUGGAAGAAUGAUUAACAUAAAAAAGGACGCAAUGACAAGCUAUGAAGAAGAUGGUGUUCUAGUUAAAGGUACUGCAGGAACAUUUGAAUUUGCGUCUUUGGAACUGGGGGCCCAAGCAGUGUUGGAGCUGCCUCCACCAAUGCCUUUGGUUCUUACUGUUGGAAUACUGGACAUAAAAUAUGAUUCAACAUUCCGAGCAGACUCUAUGGAAGUGUUGGCCACAGAUUUCUACCUGGAACCUCUAGCUCAGUUUGUUUGUGUUGGAACUAGCCGAGAAGACCAAAUUGGAGAUGCUCAAACAGAAGGAGCUGGUGGAGGUCAUGCCUCAAUGGGAGGAGGAGUGUCGGGAAAUCCUUCACUUGGCGGCAUAGCAUAUGGAUCUGUCUAUAAACCUUUGGAGCCAGGAAGUAGAGGAGGAGGUACUAGUGGUGGUUUAGGAGGAGGAAAAGUGAAGAUCAAGGUCCCAGCUGAGUUCCUUUUAGAUGGCUACAUUCUGGCAGAUGGAGGGGAAGGACUGUAUGAUGGAGUGAAUGGUGGUGGUGGUGGUAGUGGUGGCUCCGUCUAUAUUGAAACAGGUCAGUUCUCAGGACAUGGAACAGUGUCUGCUAUUGGAGGUCGAGGGUACGGCCCUGCAGGUGGCGGUGCCGGAGGAAGGAUCGCUAUCCAUACCUGGGACUAUAAUGACUACAAAGGAGCUCUUCUAGCAUAUGGAUCUGGAGGAAACGUUGAUGCAGAUCUUGGCGGCCCUGGAACGGUCUUUGUUGAAGACAAAAUUACUAAAUUCACAUAUGAGAGCAAGUUGUACCUUGAUGGCCAGAACCUAAAACUUCCCAAGCCUGUUGUAAUUGAUGAGAAAAACCCUCGGCAUGUGACUGAAGCAGCAGAUAACAUCUAUACCACUAACGGGGCAGACCUGGACUUUGAACAUCUGAUGUUGAUACAGAAUGCAAUGGUUGAGAUAGGCCCAGGUGGUGAAGGUAUAUCAUCAGUAAACUUUGACACUGUCUACGGUGACAAGACGGGCUAUAUACACAUGAAAGAUUCACAGAUUGCUUAUGGGGAAUACUCGGAAUACUCUCUCCUUAGAUCAACCAUGCCAGUUAACUUUCAUAUUGAUGAGGGCUCACAGAUUUGGCUCUCCACAGAUUUCAAAAUUGUAGGAACUCAAGUACCCGCAUUCCAGCUUGAUGGUGAAAUGGUCGGAGUACUGAAUUUGACGCUCGAGGAAGGCAGAGAAAUGUACAUAUCAGAUACAGCAUCCAACAGCAUAGUAACUGGCGGCUCACCUCAGGCAUUUGACAGUGGUACACUUGGAAUAGGAAUUUUGGCAAUGCAAGCAAGUUCAGUAAUAGACCACACUGACCACUUUAACUUAGGAGUUUCCAGUUUGCACAUGAGAUACAACUCUAAAAUAACAGCAGAUAGAAUCUCAGUAGAUGCCACAGAAAUAAUGAUGGAAGGAGAAGCCUCUUUUGUUACAACUGGUCGUGGUGGUGAUGGUGAUGUAACAGCAGGUCAGGGAGGUGAAAUCUAUCACGAAGAAGCAUAUGACAACACAACAGUGACAACAGUAGUAGGGCUUGGUGGAGGACAUGGUGGCUAUGGUGGUGGUGCUGAUUAUGACAGCUACAAUACAGGGAAGCCGUAUGGAGACUACAGUAUCCCACAUCACACAGGAUGUAAAGGAGGUGGUAUAGCUGCAGGUAGCGGAGGAGGUCGGAUAGAUGUUGAAGUUUCUCGUGGGUUCCAUCUUGAUGGCAACAUAUUGACCCUUGGUGGAUCAGCAUCUGGUUCUGACAGUGGAGGUGGAAGUGCUGGAAGUGCAUAUAUUGUAACUCAAAAUUUUUCUGGACAUGGGCUUAUUGAGGCUACUGGUGGGGAUGGAUUUGGCCAAGGUUACGGUGGAGCAGGAGGAAGAAUUGCUGUACAUGUACAGUGGUUUAAAGAAUAUAGUGGAGAUCUGAGAGCUUAUGGUGGCUUUGCUGGAGAGGAUGUGCCUGACACUGAUGAAACCAGAAAUGGUGCUGGCGGAACUGUCUAUACAACAGACUCAAAUUCUAUAGGACUUGAUAAGAAAGAAGUGCAAAUUAUAGAUGGGGUUAAAACAUAUAUAGAUGGUUAUACUUACCUUCUAUUGGAUAAUGAUAAUAGAAACCCUGUUCUUGGAACAAUGGUUAUGAAGGAUGAUGGAAGCUCUGCAUACACAUUUGAAUUUGAUGAAGUAGAGGCAAAUAAUCAUGCAGUUCUAUGGAUUGGAGGUGAAAAUUCUGUGCUAGUUGCUCACUUAUUUAAUGGAGACAGAACAGGUCUUAUGCAUCUAAUGGAAACCCAAACAGUUCAUUCAGAAUAUGUUCCAUCAACAAGUGGAUAUACAGUUGCCCCAGUUAGUUAUAAAAUUGAAUAUGGUGCUGAAAUCAUUAUGCCAUCAACUGUAAUUAUCCUUGGGUCAAGGACAGAAUUUAGUGGUCUUUUAACCAUGGUACAGAAUCUUACUGUGGCUGAAGGAGCAAGUUGCCUAUUCACUUCAACAGCACAGACUGCUGUCAUUGAAGCUGGAAACUAUGUUCAUUUGACAAAAGAAGGUAACAUCAGUUUAAGUCAUUAUACUAUACAGAGAGGCUCAGAGGGAAUAUUCCAUGAAAAGGAAGGUUCAAAUCUUAAUUUAGACCUUACAAAGUUGAGCAUAAAAUAUGAAGGACUCAUGUGGAUGAACAAAGGAACAAUUGCAUCAAGUAAUGCAGUCGUGGAAAGUCUGGGUGUGCUUAAUGUUGACUACAUGGGACAUGGUGGUGAAUCUGGACCAGGAGCUGGUGAAUCAAAUGUCUCAUAUGGUUAUGGUGGUGCACAUGGAGGGCAUGGGGGUGCCCCUGAACCAGAAAGAGGAGGUACACCAUAUGACUCUGUAUACAAACCAACGCAUCCAGGAAGUGGUGGAGGUCAUGGGAAUGGCACUGGUGGAAGAGGUGGUGGUUAUUUGCAUUGGAAGGUUGGGGAAACACUUUGGAUAGAUGGAGAAGUCACUCUUGAAGGAGAGGCAGGACAAAGUGGGAAUGCAGGUGGAGGAAGUGGUGGGGGACUGUUUAUAGAAACGACAAAUUUUACAGGAUUUGGUCAUAUUGAUUGUCAUGGAGGUGCAGGGAUAGGUAAUGGUGGUGGUGGCUCUGGUGGAAGAAUGGCUGUACACAUCAACUUUUCAAAUCGUUACAUCGGUCGCUUGAAUGUCAUAGGAGGACUCGGAUCAGGAAGUUUGCCUUCAGGAGCAGCCGGAACUGUUUACCUACAAGAAAAUGAAAGAGGACCACAAUAUGCAGAUAUUAAAUAUGAUAGUUUGACAGGGGAAGAAAUUGUGACAGCCACUCACAGAAGACUGGAGGUAAACAAUGAUGACAUAGACAAGGAUCUCUACAUUAACCACAAAGAACCCUGGCUGUAUACAACUUUGUUUGAAGAAGAACAGCAAGAGUAUGAAUUUGAUGAAGCAAUGUUGGAAGGUCAUGCAAAUCUCUGGAUUGAGUAUCCAACAGGAACUGAGGAUGGAACAGGCUUGGCUGUAGAAGUGAAAAUUCAUCUCUUCCAUGGAGAUAGAACUGGUGUUAUUAGAGUAAGGGAUAGACAGAAGCUCUAUGUUGAAGUUGUUGAGUCUGUAUCUAAUGAAACAAUUGCCCCAUGCAGCUUUAGAGUAGACAAUGGAUCAGAGGUACUCGUGCCAACAACAACAAAUUUGCUUGGUUCAAGAACUGUUCUAGCUGGUUUAAUUACAGGUGUAGAAGUUAUGAUGGUGAGAGGAGGUUCAGCUCUCUUCAUGUCUACAAGUCAGACUGCACGGAUUGAAAACAGAGAAUACGUAAUGGUUACAGAACCGGGAAAUUUUACAUUUGCUAUUCUGAGAAUAAUGGCUGGAGCAGUAGCUGAAUUUAGAGAUAUCACAGGAGUUUGUGUAAUUAGUGUGUCAGAAAUGUAUGUGAAAUACCAAGCGCUCUUACUGAUGAACUUUGUGCAGAUAGAUUCUUCUUAUGCCCAUAUAGAAAGUCAGGGUGAACUGAAUAUGGAUGGAGUUGGUAAUGGUCCAGAAAAAGGCCCUGGUGCAGGUUAUACUUUGCCAGAUGGCACAGGAUUGGGAGCAGGACAUGGAGGAUUUGGAGGGGGACCAAAACCAAAUUAUGGUGGAAUACCAUACAACUCGAUCUAUGAACCACUCCAGGCUGGAAGUGGUGGUGGAAAUGCAGAUGGGGAUUAUCACGGUGGAUCUGGCGGUGGAUAUUUGGAAUGGAAUGUUGCUGACUUAAUUGAAGUUAAUGGCAUUCUAACUCUUGCUGGAACUAAUGGCACUGGUGGAAAUGCUGGUGGUGGAAGUGGAGGUAGUAUUUUAAUGUACACUACAAACAUUACUGGACAUGGAAUCAUGGCAGUCAAUGGUGGAACUGGGAGUGGAGAUGGAUUUGGAGGCUCAGGAGGAAGAAUUGCCAUCAAUUGUAGGUUUAGGUACUCCUAUGGUGGAGAAUAUCACAACUAUGGUGGAGAUGGGACUGGAGAUAACAUUGGAGAGCAUGCAGGUGCUUCGGGUACAACAUUUCUUGAAGAGAAUCUUAGAGAGCUUGAGUACCGUGAGAAAAAAUAUGAUCCUGUGCACAAUACUACAUUUCUUGACGUAGAUCACCACUACAUACAUUCAGAUAACAGAUUGAAAUACAGCCCUGCCCCAACAGUAAUCCAAGACCCUCCGAGAGAACUGUAUGAGUUCGAUGAAAUGGAGAUCACAGGCUCUACUUAUACCUGGAUCUACCAUCCUUAUAAUGUAUCCAAAGUAGAACUGAUAGCUCAUAAGUUCAUAGGAGAUAAAACAGGUACACUUCAUAUCAGGGAAAACCAGCAAGUCUGGGUAGAAUAUGUAAAAUCUGUUUCAAAUAAAACUGAAGCACCAGUCAGCUACAUCAUUGAUGAUGGUGCUGAGGUAGUGUUUCCAUCAGAAGUACACAUUCAUGGAACAAGCAGUACAUUUGCUGGUCAGGUAACUGGCGUGGAUAAUCUUUACAUCGAAGGUGGAGCUGUCGCCCAAUUUAUGGGCACUGGAAAUACAGCUAGUCUUGUCAAUGGUGACUACUUCAGAGUAACAAAUCCUGGGCAUUUUGCUUGGGAUCAGCUUCACAUAAAGAGGAAUGGAGAGGCAGGAUUCUUAGAUAUUGGUAAAGAUGAACUUCUUCUAAUAGAGACUAGUGAAAUUAAGGUAAAAUAUCAAGGUAACCUGUACAUGAACAGAGCAAGGAUAAACAGCACCUAUUCCUGGAUUGAGAGUGAAGGGAUUUUCCAUCUCAAUGGUCGUGGAUAUGAAGCAGAAAGGGGUCCAGGAGCUGGUUUCACUGACGCAAAUGGUAUAGGAUAUGGUGCAGCGCAUGGGGGAUAUGGUGGUGGAUCUGAUCCUACAGAAGCUUCCGAGCCAUAUGGUAGCAUCUUUUCUCCAUUAGAUUUUGGCAGUGGAGGUGGUAACGGUGCUGGUGAUGGUGGUAGCGGAGGGGGAGUGCUUCACUGGAUUACAAGUCAUUACUUUGAACUUCAAGGCACACUGGCAUUGCAGGGAACAAAUGGGCAAGGAAUAAAUGCUGCUGGUGGCAGUGGUGGUUCUGUGCUCAUUGAGUCAAUGAAUUUCACAGGACAUGGCAUAAUUGACACGGCAGGUGGAAAUGGAACAGGAACCGGAGCUGGUGGGGCUGGUGGCAGGGCAGCUAUUCACUGUGAGUGGCGUUACACAUUCGGAGGUACAUUCAAAAACCAGGGUGGUAUGAGUGAAGAUAAUGAAACAAGAGAGAGUCAUGCUGCAGCAGCCGGUACUACUUUUGUAAAGAACAACAAAAGACCUCUGGAAUACAGGAUUGUCAAAUACAAGAAAAAUUCUAGUGUCAAAUACUUUGAGGUAGAUCACAGGUAUAUACAUAUGGAUAACAAUGGCAUCCAAUCACCAGUAGCUACUAUGAUAAUGGAAAAUGAGACGAGUCUUUAUGAAUUCAAUGAGACACAAGUAGAUGGAUAUGCUCGAGUUGUGUUCUAUCAUCCAAAUGAAACAGAGGUUGAAGUUGUCAUACACAAAUUCUACGGAGAUCGAACUGGGCAAGUGCAUAUCAGAUCGGACCAGAUAGUGUAUGUGGAAUAUGUUGAAUCAGAGUCUAAUGUCACUGAAGCACCAGUCAGUUAUAUCAUAGAUGAUGGAGCAGAAAUUGUCUUUCCAACUGAGACUCAUCUUCAAGGUAUCAAUACAACUUUAGACGGAAUGGUAACAGGGGUACACCACUUGUAUGUAGAGGAUGGAUGUACAUUAAUUGUAAGUAGUACUGCUCAGACAGCACAGCUGGAAAAUGAAAAGUAUGUCGAUGUAUCUGAUGCAGGUAACUUUGAAUUACCAACAAUCAAUGUCAGGAAAGAUGGAAUAUUAGAAUUCAGGAAGAUAACAAAUGAUUUCACAAUAGCUGCAGCUUUCCUUGAAAUGAAAUAUGGCAGUACAGUUUUCAUGAAUCAUGGGUAUUUUGAAGUGGGAGAUCUAGACAUAGAGACAAACAGUGUAUUAAGCAUGGAAGGUAAAGGUUAUGAUGCAGAAACUGGUGAAGGAAAGGGAACAGGAGGCAAUGGUGGUAGCUAUGGUGGUGUUGGUGGGGGAGCAGAUGAUUCAUUGGCUUAUGGUUCCUUGUUUGAUCCCUAUCAUCUUGGCAGUGGUGGUGGUGGCGAAUUUGAGGGAGGUGCUGGUGGCGGCUUUGCCAACUUCACAAUCGGUAAAUCUCUCCAUAUUGACGGAUAUGUUAAUGCUUAUGGUGCAGAUGCCACAGGAAAUGGAGGUGGUGGUAGUGGUGGGACAAUCUUCAUUAUAGCUUACAACAUGUCAGGUCUUGGAACCCUAGAUGUUUCUGGCGGAGAUGGAAGUGGAACUGGCUAUGGUGGUGGUGGUGGAAGAAUUUCUGCUCACAUAGAAAGUGUGAACCUAUUUGCAGGUCAGUACCUUGCUCAUGGAGGUCUUAGCGGUAAUGGUAUAGCUCAAAAUGCUGGUGGUCCAGGCACCAUCUACAAGUUUGAGUCAGAGAGAGGACCACAGUACAGAGAAUUAAAGUAUAAUCCCAGACUAAAUAAAACCAUAGUAGAACCAGAACACAGAAAGCUUACAAUAGAAAAUGGUGACCUGCAAACCACAAACCCCGCUGUAGUUAUGGAAUCAAACUCUGACUAUUAUGAGUUUGAAGAAGUACAAGUAGAAGGCAAUAGCUAUGUCCAUUUCUACCAUCCUGAAUCAGCUAACACAGUUGAGGUGAUCAUUCAUGAGUUAACUGGUAACAGAAAAGGUAUGGUCAGGGUACAGAGUGGUCAACAAGUCAGGAUUAAUUUUGUAGAAGCAACCCAUACCUAUCUUGAUGCUCCUUGUGGUUUCCAUGUUGACCCAGAUGGUGAAAUUGUUCUUCCUUCUACAGUUGUCAUGCUUACAGAGAAAACCAUUCUUGGAGGAAUGAUGUUUGGUGUAGAAGAGCUAAUCAUUGAGCGAGCUGCUGAAUUUGUUAUUGACAGUAAUGCAAGUACCUCUGCUAUUGAUACUAUUAAUAAUUUCUAUAGUGGAACCAUGAGCUUACCAAAUCCUGGAGUUGUUAAUAUUCCUACUAUUUCUGUGAACAACCUUGGAGUAUUCACAGCUGAUACGAAUCCACUUCAUCCAACCGUCAUGUCUGGGUACUUCACUGUUCGCAAUGGUGGAUUAUUUGCAGCCAACUCUUACCAAGUAACCCUUGAAACUUCAUACCUAGAUGUAGAAUAUGGAGGGUCUAUCGAUGGCUCAAGUCAAGGUUAUUCAACAGAAGAAGGGCCUGGAGCUGGUUCAGCAAACUCAUAUGAUGCCAGUGGUGGUGCUUUAGCAAGUAGAGGUGGUAAUAGUUAUCAUGGAUCAUCAAGUGGUAGCCCAUACGGACACACAAAUUGUUCCGAUAUUCAGUACGGCAGUGGUGGCGGUGGAUCUAAUGGUGGCGCUGGAGGCAGCUACAUAGAAAUCAUAGUUGGAACACAAAUGACUUUAGAUGGUACAAUAGCAGUAAAUGGGGAAUCUGGUUUAAGUGGGAACUACAUAAGUGGAGGUGGUAGUGGUGGUACAAGCAAAAUAACAGCAGCCUCCCUUGUUGGACAUGGUACCAUAACUAGCCAUGGUGGAAGUGGGUCUGGAGGAACAUACUAUGAUACAUAUAGAGGUAAUGGCGGUGGCUCAGGCGGUAGAAUCUGUGUGUUACUGAGUGAGGACCUGAGAUUUCUUGGCACUAUGUCUGCACUUGGUGGUAGUGGUGCAACAUAUCAUGGAUCCCCGGGAACAGUUUGGGUGCAGUCUACUGUAGGCUCGGACAUAACAAGUCACAUUUGGGUGGACCAUGCUGACAGACCAUUUAGUUGCACCACUUAUCCUGUUAACAUUGAUGUAACCUCUAUAAACAACUUCCAUCCAAUGAGGAAAGCUUGUGUGUUCCCCACUGAGGACAUUGUGGUUGAACAUAUUGGUGGUGAUGGAGAUGGUGAAAUCCAGAUAAAUGAAGAUAUUACAAUGGAUCUGGCCCAGGACUUCACACGCACACAUGUCCAAUCUUCACUUAACAUCAAUGGCAUUGUCAAUUUCCCAUCAACCACUUAUGCUGAACAGUAUGUUACAAAUGAGGGCUUCAUUGUGGGUGUAGAGCAUUGGUACUCAAGAGGUCAUACAAAAUUCAUUUCAACAGGCCAGUCAAGUUGUUCCACAACCAAUCAUAAAGGGAUGUACUAUUUCACAUCAUUUACAACAUUGAGUGAUGGUCAUUUCUCUAUAGCCGAUGAAAGUAGCUAUGACGUCAAAGAUGGCAUUACAGUGUUCACUGAUACAUUCCACAUGGAAGGACAGUCACAUGGAUAUAUAAACAAGUCUGCUAAUAUUAUGGGUAGAGUUCUGGAAAUUGAGAAGCAGUCAGUCUUAGAUGGCAUUAAUGAAGGCUAUGGCACUAACUCUGGACCUGGUGCUGGUUGUACAAGUGGUUGCGGCUCAGGUGGGGGUCAUGGUGGAAGUGGAGGUAGUUGCAACGGUUGUGGAAGCUGCGGAGGCGGAAGCACCUAUGACAGCAACAUUCUGCCAUCUCUGUCUGGUAGUGGGGGUGGAAUUUGUUCCCAUGGUACCAGUGACGUUGGCCGUGGAGGCUCAGCAGUAAGACUUGCUCAUACAUUUACUGUUGUAGAGGGUAUGGUGACAAUGAAUGGAGAAGCUGGCUCAGGUGGUGGAGGUGGCGGUGCUGGUGGAUCAAUCUGGCUAGAUGGUGAAGUUGUUGAAGGCUGGGGUCACCUUUAUGCUGAAGGAGGUAUAGGCUAUUCUGAUUCCUGCAGCUAUAGUUCAAGUCAUAGAGGCGGCGGCGGUGGUGGAGGAAGGAUUAGAUCAUGGGGUAAAGAUGUAUCAAGCAAAGUACUGUGGCACCAGAGAUCAGUAGCUGGUGGAUCUGGGUCAUACCGCAGUGGCAACACUGGCUCAAUCUACAGCACCCAUGGUGAUGUGUGUAGUGGUUAUGGUACAUGGAACUUCUCAUCUCUGCUAUGUGACUGUGACAGUGGAUAUGUAGGUUAUGACUGCCAGUUUUAUUGCGAUGAUGACAUCACCUGUAGAGGAAAUGGUAUAUGUAAUGAUCAGGGACAGUGUGAAUGUAACAGUGGGACUGUUGGAACACACUGUGAAAGCCAGUGUCACAGAGACAUUGACUGCAGUGGUAAUGGUGACUGCUCUACAUGUGGAUUCUGUGUAUGUGAUCCUUGCUUCUCAGGGCCAGACUGCUCCAUAGAGUGUAACGGAGCUGGAAGUUGUGUUGCAGACCAGUGUGUCUGUGAUGACUGCCACUUAGGGAUCCAGUGUGCUUCAGAGUGCAAUGGACACGGAUUCUGCAAUUCUUCCAGUCUUUGCUCAUGUGAUGAUAACUGGGCCGGAGACAAGUGUACGAUCAGGGGUUGUCCAGGACCAGACUGUAAUGGACAUGGAAUCUGUAACUCAGGAACAAGCAAAUGUUUCUGUGACAUAGGAUGGUUAGGUGAUGAUUGUGGCGAGCCAGACUGUCCUGGAGAACCAAACUGCAAUGACCAAGGACACUGUAAUACCCAGUACGAUCCACCUAAAUGUACAGACUGUGAUGAUGGAUGGAUGGGAGCAGAUUGCGGAAGUGUUUGUCUACAUGGAACACCAAACAAAGACGAGACAGUGUGUAACUGCAGUCAGACAUGUUACCAUGGUAUUGGGUGUGACAUAGAGUGCUCUAACAAUGGUGAAUGUGAUCCAGAUGGAUCAGGUGACUGUUACUGUGAUCCACUGUCAGGAUGGAGUGGUACUUACUGUGAAGUACCUGGCUGCCCAAGAAGCCCUGAUACAAAUGUGGAAUGUAGUAAACGUGGUGAUUGUGACUCAGAAAAACACAAGUGUGAUUGUGACGCAGGAUGGCAAGGUGUUGCUUGUCACAUACCAGACUGCCCUGGUGAUCCUGACUGCUUUGACCGUGGAACAUGUGAUGAAUCCACAAACCCACCUAUAUGUGUGUCCUGUUAUGAGGACUGGAUGGGUCCUGCUUGCAAUGAUCCUUGCCUGCAUGGUGUUCAAACCCCGAUGAACAGUGGGAACUGUUCCUGUGAGGAAGGCUGGACAGGUGUUGGUUGCAAUUCUGAGUGUUCAGAACAUGGUGAAAUCAGUGAUGUCACCAAUCUAUGUGUAUGUACAUAUGAACUUGGUUGGAAGGGAAGAUUAUGUGAUAUUCCUGGAUGCCCUGGCCUAUUUAACCUUGACUGCAGUGGAAGAGGUGGAUGUGACAGUACAUCAGCAAAAUGUUCUUGUAACAGAGGUUGGCAAGGUCUUGGAUGUGAGGAAGCAGAUUGUCCAGGAGAACCUGACUGUAACAACAAUGGCACCUGUGAUGACUCAAAUGAUCCCCCUAUUUGUCGAUGUUACGAUGGUUGGUUUGGAGACGCCUGUCAGAAGCCCUGUGUAAAUGGUCAAAUGAGUCCUGUAGGUAGUCAGAACUGUCAGUGUGAUCCUGGUUGGGUUGGCAUAAACUGUGAUGUAGAGUGUUCUUACCAUGGGGUGAUAGUCAACAAUAAAUGUCAAUGUGAUAUUGGCUGGAGGGGUUCACACUGUGAUAUUCCAGGUUGCCCAGGUGAGACAGAAGAUUGCUCUGGUCAUGGCCAGUGUAAUGCAGAGGAACAUAUAUGUGUUUGUGACAGUGGAUGGACAGGUGAAGAAGAUGAGCAUGGCUAUGUAGAACUGUUGACGAAUGCCUGUGAUGUACCUGACUGUCCUGGUACACCAGAUUGCAAUGGAGAAGGCGAAUGUGAUGAUACUCUUACAACUCCCAAAUGUAGAAAUUGUAACCCAGGGUGGAUGGGAGAAGCAUGUGAAGAUAUUUGUGAUGCUGAGCAUGGAGUACAGAGCCCAAUGAACAGCGGUUUCUGCGAGUGUGACAGUUGCUAUACAGGCAAAGGCUGUAAUGUUGAAUGUAGUGAACAUGGUACCUGUGAAGAUGGUACAUGUAACUGUACAGUUGGCUGGAGAGGAUCAAAAUGUGAGGUACCUGGAUGUCCUGGAAAUGAAACUGACUGUACAGGUCAUGGAAAUUGCAACUCUGCUAUACAUAAAUGCACAUGCCUACCAGGCUGGACAGGUGAUGAUUGCAGUAUCCCAGAUUGUGGAGAUAGGUCAUGUUAUGCAGAUGAGGGAAGAGGCUACUGCGAUGGAUCGUCUGGAAUACCUGAAUGUGUGUGCAACAUACAAGAUGGAUGGUUUGGUCUUGAUUGUGAUAAGCAGUGUAUGAACGGCACAGUGGUAAUGAACAUCCUUGGUGGAGAAUGUGAAUGCUUUGAUUGUUACAAUGGUGACAGAUGCCAGAUCGAAUGCUCAGAAAAUGGAUUCUGCAACUCCCACAGAAAUGAAUGUGUCUGUUACAGUGAACCAAAAAAUGCUUGGACUAAUGUUCUGUGUGAAGAUGAGGCUUGCCCUGGAGAGGACAAUAAUUGUAAUCAGCAUGGUUCCUGUGUUCAAAUGGAGUGUCUUUGCUUUUCUGGUUGGCAAGGAGAUGAUUGUGGCACACCACAAUGUCCAAACAAUUGCACUGAUCAAGGUGACUGUGUAUAUGACGAGGAUCUGGAGGCUGCGGUAUGUAGAUGUUAUGAGGAGUGGAUAGGUAAAGACUGCAGUACUCCAUGCAUCAAUGGUACCAACAAUGGAGAUGGAACAUGUACAUGCUACAGACCUUGUGAUACAGGAAUUUCUUGUAAUACAAUUUGUAAUGGAAAUGGACAAUGUGACAGUGAUGGACAAUGUGUGUGUGACUUUGAUCUUGGCUACAAAGGUGACCAGUGUGACAAGGAUGGCUGCCCUGGGUGGCCUGAGAAUUGCAUGGGUGUGGAACAUGGAUCAUGCAAUGAGGCCAAUGGAAAGUGCAAAUGUGAGCAAGGAUGGAAAGGUAAUGCAUGUCAUAUCCCUGACUGCGAUUGUCAUGAUAUCAAUGCUACAUGCGAACAGAGAGAAGGUGACAGCAAACCAAGAUGUUACGACUGUGACUCGCCAUAUAUUGGAGACCAGUGCCAGUACAAGUGUUAUCAUGGAGUGGAAGAUCCAGAUAAAUUUCAAUGUAUUUGUGACCCAUGUUACAAUGGAGAACAGUGUGAUCUACAGUGUAAUAACGUAGGCAUCUGCUCAUCAGAAGGAACAUGUGAUUGUGGCUUUGAUGGGUUUAGAGGAGAAUACUGCGAGAAUGAAGAAUGCCCUGGUUAUGACAUUUCAUGCUCUGGACAUGGAACUUGUAAUGCUGGCACAGGAGUCUGUAAGUGUGACCCGGGUUGGAUUGGUGAUGGCUGUCACAUUGUUAAAUGUGAGAAUGACUGUAACAAUGCUGGUACAUGUCUGGAACUGGAUAUACCGGUCUGUAACUGUAGUUCUGGUUUCUUUGGAAGUGAUUGUGGAAGUUUCUGCUACUCUGGUGAAAUCAUCACUCCAAAUCCAGAUGACCUGUCGCAAGAAUACUGUGAAUGUAGUCCAUGUUUCACAGGUUUUGAAUGUGAUACAGAAUGUAAUGGGCGUGGCUUAUGUACUAAUGGCAUUUGCGACUGUGGGUCAGAUGGCUGGAGGGGAGAUUACUGUGAAAAAGCUGGAUGUCCAGGACUUGAUGGUGUAGAUUGCUCUUCACAUGGAUCUUGUGUGACAGGAUCCAACACAGAAAUAGGAACUUGUCAGUGUAAUACAUACUGGGGUGGAGAUGGUUGCUGGACUGCCGAAUGUCUCAAUAACUGCUCAGGAAGAGGGUAUUGUAACGAUUCUACUGAUACACCAUUCUGUAGUAACUGUGAACAAGGUUGGAUGGGAGCAGACUGUAGUGAACCUUGUUAUGGAAUACAGGAACCCAUGGACAGUGGUAACUGUGUAUGCGAGAGUAACUGCGAGAGUCAGAGUGACAACUGUUACUCAACAUGUAGUGGUCACGGAACCUGUGAUUCAGGUACCUGCAUUUGCCAUGAUGGCACAGGCUACAACUCACUUGGCUUCUGGGGUGACCUCUGUGAAACCACUGGGUGUCCGGGAAUGUACGAGUCAUGUAGUGGACACGGUCAAUGUAUACAAGGAAGUUGUAGUUGUGACCAAGGCUGGAGAAUAAAUGAAACAUCUUGCCAUGUUGCUGAUUGCCCUGGUACCCCAGACUGCCAAGGACAAGGCACUUGCAACACAACAGGGGACAUUCCUUUCUGUCAAUGUUAUGAAGGUUAUAUGGGUGUGCAGUGUGAAUACGAGUGUGUUCAUGGAGAACCACAAGCAGACUACACAUGUAAGUGUGACCCAUGCUACACAGGAGGUGCUUGUGACCAGACUUGCAAUGACCACGGAAUCUGUGACAAUGGAACAUGUGCAUGUGACACAACUUAUUGGGGAGAGUUCUGUGAAGAUUCAGGCUGCCCUGGGACUGGUGAGAGUUGUUCAGGCCACGGUCAGUGUAGCAUAGGCACCAAGAUAUGCUCCUGUUUUGAUCACUGGAAAGGAGAUGGCUGUGACAGUUGGGACUGUUUAGGUGACCCUGACUGUAGCAAUAGAGGUAUAUGUGAUGGUGCAACCUACUGGCCGCCAGCAUGUACUAACUGUACAGAUUCAAUGGGCGAUUACUGCCAGUAUGAUUGCAUUCAUGGAACAGAAUUUCCUGAAUUCUCCACUACAUGUAUUUGUGAUCCAUGUUUCCAUGGUUUAGACUGUAAUACAGAAUGUAGCAGUUUUGGAAUCUGCAGUAAAAAUUCAACAGGAAAGUUCUGCAACUGUUUAGAAGGAUACAAAGGAGACUAUUGUGACUUGCUUGACUGCCCAGGUGAUCCGGAUUGUUCAGAUUUUGGUCUAUGUAGACGUGAUGCAGAUACAAACUCCUCAGUGUGUCUGUGUAAUGCUGGUUUUGCUGGAGAUGACUGCUCACAGUUUGUUUGUCCAGGAUUUGAUGGAGAAAAUUACUGUAAUGGAAAUGGAGAUUGUCAGCUGUUGUCAGUUGCCCCACAAUGUGUAUGUAACCAUGGUUUCACAGACACAGCUUGUUCAGCUUGUGUUACAAACUUUGAAGGAGAUAACUGUGAACGUUGUAGAGAAAAUUACAUUGGAUAUAACACAUCCUGUGACGUCUUUUGUGCAAAUGGAUAUGCAACAGUUGAAGGUGGGGAAAUAUGUGAAUGCUAUGAUGAUGAUAGCAAUGGACACUGGAUCAAUCCGGAGGAUGGUUGUGUGACCUGUUUGGCCGGCUGGAACCCACCCCUUUGUACAGAAUGUGCCGCUAACUAUGUGGGACCAGACUGUGACAUCGAAUGUAUGGAUGAUCAAGGGUACUUCGUUGAUGAUGACGAUGGCAGUGAAAUCAUAGCAGCAAUUAUACCCGAAUUUAGAUGCGUAGAGCAGAUUGAUACAGACUUGUACAAUGCAUGGUUUGGCUAUACAAAUCCGAACCCUAACAAUGUCUACAUCACAUCUGAUAGUGAAAAUCAUGUGUUUGCCAGUAACAAACAGGUGGCUGAUCUUACUCCACCAACAAAGUUUAUAUCCUCAAAGUAUGGUCCAGUUGAAUAUGCUUUUGUUAUUGGGCCGGCAAAUAUGACAGAAAUAAGCCAGUACAAUUGGGAUGUCCAUACAUUGCAAGUUAAUGAAAUCAUGUAUGCACCAGUAGAUGUGUCAGUCAUUUGCACAGAGUCUCCUUCUAUGACUGAUCUUCCAGAAGUUACAGGAAAGUGUUCAUGUUACCAUGGUUACUUUGGAAACUCUUGCAAUAAUCAGUGUCCUGGAGGAGGAUCAAACCCAUGUUUUGGCAAAGGAAAUUGCAAUACUACCACAGGAGAAUGUACAUGUAUACAAGGGGCAGAUCAUAGUAGAAAUUGUGAGACAUGUAAGCCUGGGUGGUUUGGUGAUGAUUGUAAAUUUGCUGGAACAAAAAUAGAUCACACUCGUGAAUGGUAUCCUGGAAUGGUUUACGGAUAUGGUCAUUUCCAGAGUUUUGAUGGGACAAAAUACGAUUGUAACACGUUUGGUCAAUAUUUGCUAACAAGUGUGACACUUGCAACAUCACAGGUCCUAGAUAUACAUGUACUGCGGGUUGGUGGUGCAAAUGAGGUCCCUGUUGCUGUUACAAAUGCAGUCUCUAUAUCUAUAGGUGGCAGCACAGUUGUUAUCCAAGCCAGUGACGAUGGAUCAGGUGGUUUUGUCUGGCACAACGAUGAAUCUGUACAUGUUGGCAGCGGAAUUGAACUUGCCUCAGAAGUUAAAUUGUUGCAGAAAUCCCCAACCCAGUAUGUACUUACGUCAUCAACUGACUUUUAUGUAAAUAUAGAUAUCGAAAAAGGCUAUAUUAAUACAUUUGUUAAAGCCAAGGAUUCCAUUUGUACAACAGCAGUUGGUUUGUUAGGUCAAUGUGAUACAGACAUAACAAAUGACUUUAUAAUGUCAGAUGGAAAUGUUCUUAUUGAAGGUGACACUACACAUGCCUUAACUAAUGAAAAUGUUGCAGGCAUGUUUGCUCAGUCAUGGAAAAUGGAAAAUGAAGUAUUUUCUAAUAUCAUUCCUGGUUUCACUGGUGAAUCUGGAGAUACAUGUUUAAGAAUACAAUCUAGUCCAUUAGAAAGUAUGGAAGUAAACUACUUUACCAAGACAGAACUCACAGUGGAUAUAAUAUUUUACUUAGAAUUUGAAACAAAGGAGUGUUCCACUCUUUGGUCCUACAAAAACCCAGCUGGUGAUAUAUUCGAAGCUCUGAUUUGUGACAAGUAUCUUUCAUAUACAACCUCCAGUCAAGGUUACACCAUCUAUUCUUUUGACAUUGAAAUAGAUCUUGCCAAAUGGUACAAGCUAUCUGUUGUCUGGACAAGAUCAGAUGAGAAACUCUUUUUCUACAUAAUAGAUGAAACACUUGGUGUCAUAAGUGAUUUUGUAUAUGCUAGCUCUGUGGUAGAUAUCCUCAGUCCUGGAGGAAUAUUCAGGCUAGGUAUCACUUACGACUUCCGUUACAGCUUUGAUGGAUAUAUUGAUGAUUUUACUGUUUGGAAAUCUUCCUUCUCUUUGAAUGAAAUUGUCACACGAGCUUUUGAAUACACUGUUCUUUCUUCAAAUGCUGACAUUGCCUAUCUGUGGAGAUUUAAUGAAGGAAAUGGAUAUACUUCAGAGGAUUCAUCUGAACAACAUAUACCAUUUAGUUGGCAGAGUGAUGCCUGGGCAAAUAUCCAUUGGUCAGUUUGUGCUUACAAAAUGACAUAUCCCUCUGCUGAAAAUAUUAGGGAUAUUCUCAUUUCUGACCCUCCAGUUGAAGAUGUUGAAAUCUAUGAAUCAUUAAUUAACUCAAUUCCUGGUAUUGACAGUCUAACAGAAUCAUCAAAAUAUAUGUACUUAGAAGAAUGGUUAAUGAGUAAGGCUAUAACUGGCGAUGCAGAAAGUAGAAAUGAAAUUCUGACUCCAAUUAGUGACACUAUAGAGCCAAAUCGAACUGCAGAAGAUUACCCUACAAGAGAACUAUGCAAUUCAUAUGAAGGGUCUAACUGGUAUGGUAAAAAUUGUGAUAUAUAUUGUGUUUUUGGAGCUGGAGACUUUAACACACAAGAUGAUCAGUGUUACUGUAAACAAGGUUAUUACGGGAACAGCUGUGAACACCAGUGCACUUAUGCCCGAGGAGAAUCUUGUGGUGGAGGAUCAUGUGAUACAUUUACUGGUACAUGCACAUGUUCUUCAGAGAAGUUUGAUCCUUCAAAUGGAUGUCGGACGUGUGCUAGUGGAUGGAUUGGGGAGGAUUGCUCAUCUGUAGCAGCAGUAAUACCAAAUUAUUUGUCUGUUUACAUAGCCAUGUGCUUUGGUCAAGGUAGCUGCAACAUGUUUGAUGGCCAGGCCUACAAAUUAAAAACUCCAGGACAGUAUCUCCUGUUCAACAAACUAUCUGAAUCACUGUCAGUGUAUGUUCGCAUGAGGCCUUGUGCACAUUGUAAAGUUUGUAUUCAGCAGGUUUGGAUUAAUAUGGAAUCUGAUGACUUUACAGUUAAAGUUCCACUAACAGAAGACAAUCCAAUUAUUUUAGAACACAGUGGUGUCAGUGUCACUAUACUUAGUCUUGAAACUUACAACAUUAAUUCAGAUGCAUCCAUUACCUGGCUGGACAAAGUUACUCUGCAGUUUGUUCAUGGCACUGUUACAGUUGAUAUUUCUUAUAUUGCUAGCUCUCCAUACCUUUCAGUCAGUGUAAAGACAACAUGUUCAGCCAAUGAUCAGACAGGCCUCCUUGGCAACUGCAACCAAGAUGUAAAUGACGACUUUCUUAACAGCUUGGGAAUUGCUGUUCCAUACAGUGAAAUAAGUGAUCAGAUUAUUGAUGAAGAAUUUUCUACCAAUUUUGUUAAUGAUCCUUUGGGAGAAAAUCAUUUUAUUUACAGUUACCCUGAUUUAAGUAUUGAAGAACCAGAAAAUAUGAUGCAAGGUUACAGUCUAUUCUUCAAUGGUAGCUGGGCAAUGUCAGGCAGAGUACCAACACAUUCCUUUUAUGAAGAUCAAAGUUUCAAUGUAUCUCUGGAAGUUAAGAUGCAGUUAUUUUCAGGAACAGGUCUAAUCUUGGGUUACUACGAAGCAAAUUCAGAUAACCAGUUCAGUCUCUAUUUGAAAUCUUCAAACUUAGAGAUAUUCCUGUAUGGAACAACAUAUGUUAUAGACUAUGCUCUGUCCAAGAAUGUAUGGUAUCAUGUUAUUGUAACAUGUGAUGUUUCAAACAGAAUGAUAGCAUUGUUCUUAUACUCAGAUAAAUUACUUCAAUAUUCAAACACGUUUUCAGUAGAUCAGCUCACCUUUCCAGCAUCUGGUAAUUUCUUCCUAGGAGGCUGGACAAUAGACCCUCCAAUGACAUUUGAUCCUUUCUAUGGCCUUAUAGGACAACUUAGGGUUUGGAACAUAUAUCUAGAUAGUCAGAAAAUAUACCAGCUGGUAAAUGAUGCCGACAUUAAAGGUGUGGUUGGCUUAGCCUUGGAUUACCAAUUUACUGAAGGCUAUGGAUUUGUGACUGAAGAUUCUGAGCAUAACAUUGGAAUGACAAUGUCAGACGUUGGUAACCAAGUUGCUUGGAUAGUAUCUGAUAAACCUGGCAGGACUAUCAGUGGCGACAAAUGUUCUAGUACUGUUGAUGAGGAUAGAAUUGCAGAAUGUGAAAAAAUGUUUUCAACUAAUUCAGUUUUAUCAGCCUGCAGUGAUCUAGGCACUGACUUUUCUACAUUCUAUGUAGGUGCAUGUAAGAAUGACGACAGCUAUGUGCCAGCUCUGGUUGCAUACAUCGAAAUAUGCGAAACCAUUGUAGAGCCAGCAACAAAUCCGAUUGAUGAUCUUUGUCUUGACCACAAAGCUGAACAUUAUGACAGUUUUUGUGGACAUUUCUGUAUGCAAGGCACGCCAACAGACAAAGGUUGUGAAUGUGAUGAAGGGUUCUGGGACUGGAACUGUGCAAAAGAGUGUCCAAAUCGUGUUGGUCUGAGCAACAAGCCAUGCUUUGCUCAAGGUUCAUGUGAUGUUACAAGUGGUAUUUGUAUUUGCUACCCAGGUUUUAAUCCAAGUCAAGACUGCAGAAAUUGUACUGCACCAUUUACUGGAGAACUCUGUGAUAAGUUUGAUCUUAUCUUGCCAGAUCCACCAAGUGGAAGCAAUGAUACUGAUAAUGGUGGUAACAGUGACAAUAGUACAGACAGUGGCAGUGGAUCAGGUACAGAUACUGGUAGUGGUAGUAACGGUACUGAUGGCAGCAGUGGUGACUCUUCUGAACCUGUUAAAUCAACAUGUCAGAUAUUUGGCUCUGUAAAAGUUAAAAUGUUCUCUGGAGAAUCUUACAGAAUUUUAACUUCUAAUGAAUGGUUUCUGCUGAAGCCACUCAAUGCCAGUUUUCCAGAAAUGAAAUUUCGAACAGUACAGUGUGGAAAAAAUAUUUGUGUGAGAUCCCUGCUAAUAACAUUUGAAUCAGAGUCAAUACUUGUUGACGGCACUGGUAAUAAGUCAGACAGAAUAAAAGUGAAUGGAAAUAAUAAUCCUUAUUCAUCAGAGUAUUUCAAAUAUCUUGAAAAAUCAGAUAGUAUUGUGGUUCUUAGAAGGAAAAAGUCGAAAAUGGAUUACUUUGUCAAUGUGCGUUUGAAGUUCAAAAGUAAGGGCUACCUAGCAGUUUUUAUCAAAACAGACUGUGCUGAUUGCUCUGACAAGUCUGUUUGUUCCCAAAAUUCAUCAGAUUUAGACUUGUAUAACCCCACAGAUACAGCAACCUUCGCUGACAUUCUAGUUCCUGAAUCCGAAAAGACUCUUCAAGAUGGUGUUAUAGAGCCUAAUACUAUCUCUGGGUAUAGCUUAAAAUUUGAAUCUGGCUCUGAUAGCAGUAUUUCGAAACCAGAUGGGGAUUCCACUUCAAAUGGUAGCAGCAUUAUUGUGCCAGCAAGUGGGGAUAAGUUUACUUCUAUAUCAACAGGAAUAUUGAAAAAUGUAUUCUCGCCAGACCAACAAAAUACCAUAAAGCUUAGUUUAAAACCAGAUGAUUAUAGUUCAGGUGGAAUUUUUCAAUAUGUUGGACAAUCAACAUUUGUGGUUUUUCUUGAUAACAACACAAUUAAGGUUCAAGCAGAUUCAAAAAUAAUUGAUACUGGUAUAGUAGUCCUUGCAAAUGAAUGGACAGAUAUUGAAAUGACAUUUGAAAAUGUAGGAGAAACAGUGACUUUAGAUGUUAUUCCACAUGUGACCCUUUCCAAGGAAACAAAAACAUUUACUGUGUCAAAGGAUUGUUUCACAGAUACUGGGCAAAUAGUUUUAGGUAAACCCAAAGGAUCCUUCCAACCGAGCUUAGGGAUACCUACUGAUGGAUCGUUUUCAGGAGAAAUGGAUGAUGUUGUGGUUAACUCUGGUGACAGUGAAGAGCCUGUAUUUGAAUUAUCAUUUGAUGAAGGUGAAGGAACAAACAUAAUUGACAGCUCACCUGGAGGGAAUAACCUAAACAUCUAUGACCCUUAUGAUGAAGGAACUGUAGGUUUUUCAAUAUCAACUAAACCUGCCCCUGAAAUUGAAACAGACAUAAAUGCUAGAUUUAAUGAUGAAAUCUCAUAUGCAAAUGCAGUUGAAACAUGUAAGCAAAUGUUCAACAAUAGUGAAAUUAAAUCAAUUUGUGUCGAUUUAGGCAGUUCAAGUGAUACAGUUUUUGAAACCAGUUGCAUUGAAGAUAUUGCAAGAAAUGAAAAUGAUUUGUUGGUCGCAAAAGAUUCAGUUGAAUCUUAUUUAUCUCUCUGUUAUUAUCAACUUACUGAAAUUGAAGAGGAUGAAGAAAUACAAGAAGACCCAAUACGGUUCUUAUGUCAUGAAGAUUUUGUUGGUGUGGGGUUUGUUGGUGUGAAUUGUGAGAUAAGAUGUGUGCAUCCUGACCCUGAUGGUGAUGGCCUUACCUGCACCUGUCAGAAAGGGUACUGGGGUUCUGCAUGUGAGCAUGAAUGCCCUGGAGGAGAAGCAAACAUUUGUUCUGGCCAUGGGUUCUGUAAUUCUACCUCAGGUGAAUGUACAUGCAGCUCAAACUUCAAAGGGAAUAAUUGUUCUGAGUGUGGCACAGGAUGGUAUGGCAUUGAUUGUAAUGUAAAGGUUCAAGAUACUUUAUUUAGUUCAAAGACAUAUUCUGCUUUUAUAGCAAGUAACAGUCAUUUGAAAACAUUGGAUGGAGCUUAUGUACAAUUUAAUAAUAAAGAUAAGCCCUGUGAUUUGUACUCUGAUGGUACCGUACAAAUAGAAGCUCAGUUUGGUCCAUCUGACAAGUAUUCAAGCGCAGUUAAAGCUGUUGCAGUUGAUGUAGGUGGUGAAACAGUAACAAUUUCACCACUGGACUAUGGAACAGUAAAGCUGAAUGGAGUGGAAUUAUCUCUUGGUUCAGUAGACCUUCCAUCUGAUUACAAGAUAGAGAAACAGAGUUUAACAGAAAUUCUCAUUACAGGCCCAGAUAACUUUCAGAUGAAAUGUUCAGUUUCUGCAGGAGAUAGUGUUGAUGUUCAUAUGUCAGUUGAUAAAGCAGGAUGCAAUCAAGCCAGUGGUAUAUUUGGAAAAUGUUCAGCUGGUGAUGUAGAUGAAUGUGAUACUGGAGAUAAAACAUGCAUAAUAACAAACGUAGGGGUGGUAGAUGCUGUCAAGAAUCACAACAUAAACAAAAAUGAAUUAGAUGAGUACUUUGCUGAUAUAAGCAAAACUUACGAUGACAGUGCUUUUGCAGUAGAUGGAGAAAAACAGAUGACUGCUGGUACUUCUGUGCAAUUGUCCUCUGGAGGGUAUAUUUCUCUCCCUACAUUAGAUGAAGAUGUGAUUAAUGAAAAUACAAAAGAGAUAUCGGUUGAGCUAAGAGUGAAAUUUGACAAUAAGAAUGAUGGGACAAUUCUUAGUAUUGCAAACACCAAUACAACAAUUGGUAUAGUUGUAAAAAAUGAAAAGUAUUCAAUACAGUUUGGAGAGGAAAUUUACCCUACCUCUAUUCCAGUUACAGAGGGAAAAUGGACUAAUCUUGGUUUUUCCUUUAAUGAGACUUCAGGAGAAAUACUUUUCCAUGAGAUACACGAAACUAGUUACGGACAGUACAAGUUAAUAAACAUUUCCAAAGAAAUAGAAGAGUUUGGUUCUCCAAUAGUGGAAGGGAGCACUGCAGUUAUAGGCAAAUGGCAGAAUGUUACAACUUUGUUAAAAACGUCUGGACCUGGUACAGCAACUGAAACACUAGACUUCACAGUUGAUAGGACUAUAGUAUAUCAAGGUGUAAAUACAAUUGCAGACUUCGAAAAUCACUUUGGGCAAAAUUACGAAAAAUUGGAAUCAACAAUAGAUUCACUAUCCCUAGACUCUUUUGAGAAUGGAGGUUUAACAUCUGACCCUUCAACUGAAAAGUUGCUUGUUCUAUGUAUGAAUUUUGAUGAAGGUGGUGGAAACCAAGUAGCUGAUUCAGUAAAUGGCAAAGCAGGAAUGAUAAGUUUCCAAGGCAAUCAUGAAUGGAAAGAAAGUGACCCCCCAAUAACAGAUUUGAGCAUAGCUGAUCAAAGUAGCUAUUCAUUGAUUCCAAAUGAUGUUGACUCUAAAAUUAUGUGUGAUAGGAUAAUAGAGACUUUAAGAUCUCAAUGCUCUCAUCUGGUUGAUCUUUUAGAAUUUUUGUACACAGCAUGUUUGAAUGAUGGUCUUCAGUCAGGUACCCCAGAUAAUACAAUUGAUAUAGCAAAGGUUGCUGCAGAUGAAUGCAUGAGGAUUGCAGGCUUACCUGAAAGCCCCAUAAAUAUUUUAUGCAAUGAAUUUGGUAAUAGAAAAUAUUCAAAAUACGGUGGUGAAGAUUGCUCAGAAAAGUGUACAUUCGGGGAGUUUGAAAAUGGUGUCUGUAAAUGUGCUUAUGGCUACUAUGGCUCAGAAUGUCAGUUUGAGUGUCCUGGUGGUCAUUUGACACCUUGUAGCAAUCAUGGUGAAUGUGAUGCUACCACUGGUACAUGUACAUGCCAUUUUGCAUGGAGUGGUAAUGCAAUUUGUAGUAUUUGCCAGGAAGACUGGUCGGGUGAUACUUGCAACAUUCAGAAAACAGACCCUACAGCAGACAUAGAUGACAUUGGUGAGGAUGUUGAUUACAUUGAUGGAUCUGAAUCGUUUAAUGGAACAACCCCUACAGUAAUAGAUGACAAUAAAGGAAUGAGAUGCAGAGUGAAGGGGAAAAAUGGGAAGAUAAGAAUGUUUAGGAAAGCUUCAAAGAAACUUAAAAAUACCUUUGAUAAAGCUGUUCUACUGGAAAUAGAAAAUCUUCGCAUAUUGGUUCGACAAAAUAGGAUCAGAUUCAAGAAAAAUGGUAAGAAGAAAAAGCGGUUUGCUAUUGACAGAGUUUUUAUAACUCACAAAAGUAAUUACAUCAAUUUUGAAAUAGUUCGAAACAGUAAAACAAAGCAUGGAAAUCGCAAAUACAAAGCUUAUAUUGAUGGAGUAAAAUGGAACAACAACAAUGCGGCUGAGAGCUACAGAAUUGGAGAAAUGCGGAUAAGGAAAAAGAAUGCAAAAAAAGUGAUUAUAACGAUCAGGGAGAUCGGCUUUAGAAUGGCUGUUAUAAGAGGAAAUAUUUUCUUCAGACUUAAUAUCAGAUUGUUAUCAAGCUUAUGGGAGAAUAGAGGUCUUUGUAACUAUGUCCCGGACUCAAUUAGCAACUUAAUCACAGAUGAAUACAACGUGUACACUGAGACUAAACAAGUUGAUGGCCAGGCUGGAACUUAUUGCUCUGCUGAAACCGAUUUCAGUACUGAUGAAUUCAUUGACAACACCGAUAUUUCAAACAAGGAUUCUGGUUUAGCACUCUGCUGUAACUCUGCAAGUGCAAGCACCAGAAAAUUCAAGUUGUUUGAUAGUUCAACAAAGGAAGUUACCAUCUCGUUCUAUCUCAAGACCUGCACAGGAUGUCAUGGAGUCAUUUUCUCUUACACAAAAAAGAAACCUUUCAGUCUAGACUUUAAUGGAGAAAUAUUGAUUUAUUAUGGACAAAACAGCGUAUGGGAAACUGGAAUUGAGCUCAAUGAUAAUGAAUGGUAUCAGAUUGUUCUGACUUAUUCCAAAAAGGCAAAGAAAAUAGUACUGUACGUUUUCAAUCAAAAUACAGGAAAUACUCCAACUGUUUACACCAUUGAGAAAUUCAAGGACACAAAUCCAUUCAGAAAUGGUGGCUCCCUUUCUCUUGGCAAAUUCCAGAUAAGCCAAGAAACAAAUGGAUGGAAGAAAACAGAUUCUUUCGUUGGAUGUUAUGAUUCUCUAGGGUUCACCUCCAGAGCCCUUGAUGCAGAUACUAUCUCUUCUCUAUACUCAAUGAAGUUGGAAUCAGUUGAGUCUUAUAUUGAAAGUAUAGGAACAACAUUCUUCUAUUACGACUUUGAUGAGGAAGCGUCCUACAGUGAAGGAUACAUGGAACUAAAUUUGGAUGACGAUGAAUUAGAAUUACUUGGCAUCAACGCAAGAAAGACUAGACUUAAAAUUUAUAAUAGUCCUUUAAAUUCCUGCUAUCAAAGAACUUCUGACAGUCCACAAUUUGAUGAUGAAGUCACCUCUGUCCCCAUGGACCGCAAACGGCGUGAAGUCAUUGAUAUCAACUAUGGCAUACAGAAAACCAUUAAUGACAAAAGCAGUGACACGUAUGAAUAUAGAAGUCACAAGAACAGGCUACACUCGAGAACAAAAAGAGAUGUGACAUAUGAUUAUGACACAUUCUGUGAAAAUGUAUUCAAUGGAGCCUCUUCAACAUUAGCCACAAGUUGCAGUGCGUCUGCACUUCUACCGAUAAAGAGUGAGGCAUUAUUUGACUGCAUUGAUGCAGAAGGUGAUGGCGAGGAAAUAGCCAGUGCAAUUACUGGUUUUGCUGACGAUUGUGAGGAAAGUCUUGGUCUUGAUUUUUGGCCAGCUGAAGACACAUGCUCCGAAUUCGAAAACGACUUUAAUUUGUUCCCUUACAUGGAUGAGUCAUGCAGGCUACAGUGCUACUUCGGUAGACGUGAGUCCUCCUCGUCCAACUGUUUAUGUGACGAUGGUUAUUGGAAUGAAACAUGUUCUGCAAUAUGUCCUGGUGGUGCAGAGGUACCGUGCAGUGGCUUCGGAACAUGCGACCAAACAACAGGAAAAUGUAGUUGCCCAACAAACAGAAUGGCAUCGGAUGACUGCAGUGUCUGCUCCGACAGUUGGCACGGUGUUAACUGCGAGAUUGCGAUUAAUGAGAAAGACGCCAGUGUGAAUGAUUCUAUUAUAAGUGUAGGGCAGCUUGGAAUGAUAUAUACCCUCGAUGGAAUUAGCUAUGCGGUGAAAUUGCAAGGAGAGGUAUUGAUUUUUGCGAUAUCUGAUAACAUUAUUAUGCAAGGAAAAUUUGUCACCUGUUACCAAAACUACUCAUGUAUGACAUUCUUAGCUGCACGUAUCGGUGAUAGUUCCAGUGGUUAUGCUACCAUCACAGUACAAGCUAAGAGAAUAUAUGGCUCGAAACCAAUAGUUUAUAUUAAUGAUGUUUUAAAUGUCCUUGACACAGCUGCUUAUUUUGACGGAUUCAGAGUGUACAGAUCAAAUUUCUUUGAGACGAUAAUUGAAGUGAAAGAUAUGGUAAAUUUCCAUGUGCGAAGUGAAGGACAAUAUUUACAUCUUACCGCCAAAGUUCCUGAUAUAUACGUAACACAUACAUCUGGAUUGCUUAGUGGAUCUUUACAUGAAAACAUUACUGACAAACUUUAUUACAUAUAUAGUGCUUCUGUUCCAACUUUUGAUAUCUGCACUGAUGCGUCUCCAGUGCAGUCUGUCCAAACUUCAGAAAACUCUUUAACUUUAUCCCAGACAAGUUUCACGCAAACAUACGGAAAUGAAACAGAAUUUAACGCAUCGAGGUUUAUAAUCUCUGACUGUGACAGUAUCAUUUACUUUCCUAGUGAAGACUACAAAUAUCAAACGCAAGGAGGCUACGGUCUUAGAUUCAGCAAAUCCAGCUUGACUCAUGAGUUUGGUGUUGAUAUAAACACUACUUCAGAGUUAACAAUAGAGCUUUUGGUCAAACAGAAUCAAGCUAAUAACAGCGGUGUCCUUUUCUCCUUUACAAAUGAAAAGUCCCUUCUUCUGGUGGGAGGACAGUCUUCACUUGAAAUUCACACAUAUUCUGCUGAUAAUGAAACAGUAUAUGACACAAAAUUGGUACUCGAUGAAAAUUACUGGAACAAAGUUGUCAUGACGUACAAUAAUGAGGAUGGUUCAGCAGCUGUGUUUGUUUUUGAUAAAGAUUCAGCAGUUUCAACAACCGAUAGUUUUGAACUUGAGACUGGCUUAUUUAACAGCACAGGAGUACUUACUAUAGGUCAUUGGCAAGCUCCAUCCGACAGUAAACAAUACUCAUUACCAUCUGGUUUUCAAGGUAGUAUAGAAAAUUUUCUUAUUUGGAAUGUUGCUAUAUUAGAAAGCGAAGUGACAGAACUCUGGGGAAUGGAUCCUGCCAUCCCUUCAGAAAGUCUUAUGUUCUCUCUCCAGUUUGAUGAAGGUGAUGGUCUUUUGACUUCGGACAGUAUAGCAAAUGCAGAGGUUGCGCUUCCAAAGUAUCCAUGGAAAUCUCCUGAAUGGUUUAUUUCAGAUCUUCAAUAUUCUAACACAAAUAUGCCCUACUUUGCACUUAUUUAUUUCAAAAAUGUUUCAUGGGAAAGUGAGGCCUACAGUAUUUGCGCUUCUGAAAUCUUUUCUGCGGAUUGCCAAGGAAUGACUAAUAGUACAAAGCAGUUUUUCUUUAUUGUAUGUCAGCAGGCUUUAUCUGUAACGCGAGACACAACAUCCGGAUAUAAUGUUAUUUUAGAUAUGUUAAAUUUGUGUCAGUCUCAACAUAACGUGGCAGCAUCUGAGGUCACUUCAUUUUGCUCAAGCCUAGACGAUACUGUAAAAAACGGCACAUCAUGUGAUUCAGUGUGUGACUUCGGUUUUGAGCAUUCGAACGGAACAUGUGACUGUUUUGGUGGUUACUAUGGCACUGCAUGUGAUAAUGUCUGUCCCGGGAAUUCGGAGUCUCCUUGUAAUAGCCAUGGUGAAUGCCAGGCGGACGGAACUUGUAAGUGCUGGUGGAAUUGGAAUGGCAGCAACGAUUGUUCCUCCUGUACUUCGGACUCCUAUGGGUGGAUGUUAGGUCCUGAUUGUAGCAUACUCAUACUCACAUCAUCUCUUUCAUCUGGAACAAACAGAAUAUCAGCAGUGUCGAGCAACGGAUACUACAUGACUUUUAAAGGACAGCAAAUUUCAUUCAUUGGCGAAACUGGGGCAUUCUUGUUGUUUCAUUCAUCGGACCUGAACGUUGAGAUACAUGUCUAUCAAGUGAGCUGUCAUUAUGGUUCAUGCAUAGCUGCUAUCUCAGUCGCUUCAGAUACUAAAAGCAUAGUCAUUGCACCCGCUGGAGAGGGAUAUAAACCAUUGAUAUAUAUAGAUGGUGUUCUUACAGAGUUAGAUGACACUACAAGCACCUAUGGCUCUGGUCCCACUUUAGGUGUCGUUCAGACUUCUCUAACUGAAAUAAGUGUCACAGCCACAAACAUUGGAAGCCUCACUGUGACAGUGUUGGUUCAAGAACAGUUUUUACAAGCAGCUAUCACCACAUCUCAAACGGUUUGCCAGCAAGGAACGGGCGUAUUUGGCAACUGUAGUGGAGGGAUGGAUUAUACGUCGAUGUCUAUUGCAGAAAUAUCCAAUUAUGUCGUCAACAGUUUCCGCUUGUCAAGCAGCAUAAUCUUAGAUGCUUUAGAAGCACCUGUUGGGGAUGGGUCAUCAAUAACGGGAUAUGCUCUGAAGUUUGAUGGAACAGCUGUGAUGUCAAAACAGAUAUCUUACCCAGCUGGAUUUUCUCUAACUGGUAUAGACAUUAGUUUAUCUAUGUACUUCAAACCAGCAAGAUAUGGAGGGUAUCUUCUCUCAUACAGUAAAGAUUCAAACUUUGCCAUACUCAACACACAACCUAUUAAAAUACAAUAUUCGACAUCAUUAAUUGAUACAUCAUUUACAGCUGAACUGGAUGUAUGGAAUCAGAUUAUUCUGACAUUCCGAAGAGAAAAGAAGCAGAUAGACGUUUACUAUUUUGGAAACAACUCACAAGUUAGCCAUGAAACUCUUUCCUUUGAUUGUCCAGAUGUCUUCGAAAGUGGUGGAACAAUCAUGCUAGGAGAAUAUGUACCGUCUGUGGAAAGCGAAAAAUUUACAUAUACUUCUGAAUCAUACUAUGGUCUCAUUGACGAAUUUACAAUUUGGAAAAAUGCAAUUCCAGCAGAUCUCAUUUAUCAAGCUCAUCUUCUUGGCACAAAAGAGUCAGGUUUCACAUCCGAACUUACAGCACUGCUUUCUUUCACUGAAGGAGUAGGAACUAUAGCAUUUGAAGUAGUAAGCGGUAUUAAUAUGAUUUUACCAAGUUCACCGUGGCAAUCCCCAUCCUGGAUCGUCUCUGAUCUGGCUCUUCAGGCUUUACGAACAACUGUCAGUGAAACAUACACAACAAUAGAUAUUGACCCGUACGUUGAAGCAAACUGUUCCUCAUUCUUUGAUUCGCAUACAGUUUCAAGUAACUGUGGGGGUGUUUCAGAUUUUAUUCGAUGGUGGUACAAACAGACAUGCAUGAUUACAGCCACCAACACCGGGAACAUUUCCGAUACGACGAUGGCUAUGGUUGAUUUUACUUCCGUUUGCGGCGUAACGGGUGGAUCUGUGUCAAACAUCUAUGAAACUUUAUGCAACCUAAAUAUCAACUUCCCAGGUUGGCUUUCACAAAAAUGCUCAAAUUGUGCCUUUGGCUUUGAAAACAGUGGUGAAUGCAUCUGUUAUUACGGUUACUAUGGAGUGAAUUGUGAUAGAGUUUGUCCUGGUGGCAUCAUCAGCCCAUGCAGCGGUAACGGAGAGUGCGACAUCGGUGGGAAUUGCCAGUGUUACGGACAUUGGACAGGUACGGACUGUAAUGCGUGCCAUAGCGGUUGGUCUGGUGAUGACUGCACAAUAUACACUGAUUCUUCAUACAUACCUCUUGAUAAUAAUGACCUUCUUGUGGCGCAGGUAAACCUAAUAGGACAGAUUUCAACAUUUGACGGUACAAUUUUGGACAUGCCGUUGAGGGGCUAUUACAAUUUGUUGAACAUUGGUGCAUUAGAUAUUGAACUUCAUGGUAGAUUUUCUGUUUGUUCAUCCGAUUCAGCCUUGCAUGUCUGCCUAAUUGGAUUUGUUAUCAUCCAUAAUGGUGAAAAGUAUUAUAUAAGUCACGAAGUCUAUGAUGGCACAAGCGUUGAAAUAAUGACACCAACUUCGACACAAAAAUUAUAUGAUACUUUGGCUCUAGGUGACAUUACCUUAAAACUCGAAUCCCCGACAACACUCAAGAUGACAGUGGAGAACUCGAAUUUGAUAGUCAGGAUGUCAUCAAUCAGUGAUAGACUUUUGGCAACUAUGUCUCUUCCCAAAUCUGAAUGGGAUAGUCUGCAUUCAACCAUAGAUGGCGUGGCGACAGCCUGUGAUACAGUUGUGGCGGUCACAGCAGCCAAUUGCAGUGUAAGCAGAGAUUCUAUCUGUUCUGAUCCAACGCAAGACAUUCCAGAUCAUUGUGAAAUGCCACACACCAAAGACGCAUUGAAGGUCUAUCUGAACAACAAUAUUUAUGAUGACGAUACAUUUAUUUCCACAAUAGAAGACGAAUAUCUUUCCGCUAUGGCUUCUAACUGUUUCAAUUAUUCGGGAACGGGUGUUUCUGCUACAGGACUUGCUUUACCAGAAUCAGAUUUUACAAUAGAAUUACAUGUACGACCGUUAACAACAGGUGGAAUUAUUUUAACAUACGAUUACAAUGGGGAAUACAUAAUCCUAAUAAAUCAUGCUGAUGGAAUUAUGGUGGCACUAGAUGAUGUUUAUUACACUACAGGAAUGCCGUUACAGUUGAAUUUAUGGAAUCAAAUAAGUCUCGCAUGGAGAGAUGAUGCCGACAUUUUGGAAGUUUAUCUCACAAAUGAUACAGGAGUUUCAACAGUAAAAGCAAUGGCUAUAUCUGGUUCGGUGUUUACAAGCGGAGGUACAUUAACUAUUGGUCAAAUAACUCCAGGACUCGGCGCAUCGAUUGCAAUGGGCGAUUUCACAGGUUAUAUUGACGAGGCUCGCAUUUGGUCUCGUCCGCAUAACCCAACAAUCAUAACUAGUAACUUCAGGGUAACUAUAAACGAUGACACUAGUGAUGUCUCCCAUAAUUGGAACUUUAAUGAAGGCAUUGACCUAACAGCAUACAAUGACAAAGGCUCUCAGAAUAUGGUAGCUAUAAACUCGCUCAAUCCGCCGAAAUGGGUCAGUUCUGAUAUUGACCUUACCGAGGAUAAAGAACUGGACGUACCUAGACUAACGACAGAAGAUGAACUUUCAGCUGCAGCUUUACAAGAAGCGAAAGACCUUUGUGCAAGCCUUAUUAGUGAUUUUUCAUUGUCAAUAGUAGGCUCAAGCGUAGAGAUGCUAACAUCUGUGUAUGAGGCACUAUGUGUACAAGAAUUGACAAGAACGGAUGACAUCACACAAGCAGAAGCGAUUUUUGCUGGUGCAGCCGACUUGUACAUUGGUGCUGAAAAUUCUUCAAACAAUCCACUUCAGAACAUGUGCAUUUCACUAGAAUCAAUAUCCGAUUACAUUGGGGCUCGUGGAGAAUUCUGUACUGCUUGCAUCUUUGGCAAUGUAAUGAAUGAUACCUGCGUCUGCUAUGAUACACACUGGGGAACAUCUUGCGGUGAUGUUUGUCCUGUCGCAACCCUUGGGCCCUGCAGCAGUUUUGGUGUUUGUGAUGCUGAAGUUGGCGUUUGUAAUUGUCACCCCCGACAUUACGAUACCUCGAAAACAGUUGUAGAAUUCUGGACUACUUAUUUGUCUUCUUCCAGUAUGAGCAUGCCAUCAAGUUAUGCCUGUGACAUUUGCUCCAGAAACUUCAUUGGAAAAGAUUGCGAGUUUGCAAAAUCUGUAAAAUCUAGUAACGCUGGAAUAAUUUACGGGUCGUAUAUCAGCACAUUUGAUGGCGUUUCGUUCACUCAUGCCACACCUGGAGUGUACACACUCGUAAAAUCUUCUUCCGUUAAUAUUCAGGCUUUAUUCUUGCCAUGUCUCGGAACACACACCUGUCGUUACCUUAAAGAAUUAGCUAUUAGAACGGGUAGCGCAACAUUCAUAAUUCAACACAAUACUGAUACCAAUGUUACUCUUGAACUUCAAGGUGAGAACGUGCAGUAUCCUAGUACUAAAACAUCAAACGGACUUUCAGUAGAAUGGACAAUAGAACCGUUUAUCAAAAUUACAUUUGGAAGUUCAGAACUAGUACUGUUUGAUUCAAAUCUUGGACUUGUUAUAACAGCAAAUAUUCAGUCAGAUAUUGCAAGAAUUAAUCAAGGACUGUUCGGAUCAGCGGAUGGUUUGUGGACUAAUGACAUUCAGUGUACUGGUGAAACUGGACCAUUGAGCGAGGGUGAUGUAACUGGAACUUAUGCUGGAGAAUGCAUUAGGUCGAUAUAUGUUCCAAGCACCGGCAACGUCAUUAUAACAAAUGAAUAUGGGUCUGACAUGUUGUCGUCUGGAGGUCAUGCUUUAUCUUUAUCUACAGGUCAAAGUUUUUCAGUAAGUGGUUUUUCAAUUGAUCCGAUGGAUACUGCUUCCACCAUUAGUUUCUGGGUGAAAUCAAACGUAGCAUCAAAGAAAAGAUCCACAGCAUCAUAUUCACUUCUUUCAACAGACGUUGGAACCCAAACACUGACUUUCCAAGUAAAUUCCGGUAAUUUAGAAAUCAACUGGGAUAAUACCUACACUACUACACUGAUAAUAAGCACUGAUAUAUGGUACUAUAUCACUUUCUCCUGGCAGUCUUCAGAUGGUGUUGUUUCUAUUUAUUUAAUGACAGAAUACACAUCACAAAGUGCAACGAUAUCUGACGUCAACACUGGUGCAACAAUUAACGUGGAAGAAAUUACAAUCACCGCUACAUCAACAGCUGGAGUGACAGUUGACUGCCUAAGAAUAUGGAAAACAAGCAAAACUGAUAAAGAGGCUGAAGAUGACAUGCACGCGUAUUGCGAAUCAACAUCGUCUGAUAAAACUCUUGCCUUGUCAAUGUCGUUUGAUGAAGGAGACGGAACAACAUCUUCAAUGAAAAUUUACGAUACGACUUCCGGGUUUGAAUCAGGCACAGCCUUCGGAACACUAUCAGGAACCUUAACAAACGAAACAUGGGUACCGUCGUCAAUACCAAUACAAGCCGUUCAUUUACCGGACAAGUUGACUAUUUACAGCCGCACUGCUGUACCAGAUUACACUAAUGCAGUUAGAGAUUGUCUGGACGUCAUCAGUAAUGAAACAAUCGCAGACAACUGCGCAUCGAUGACGAGCAGUGUUACAGACCACUUCAUGGAAGCCUGUAUUCGUGAAUAUGAACGAGCCGGUUCCAACGAUGCUAUUAAAAUAUUACACUAUUCCCUGAUAUAUUAUUGUGUGUCGGUAGCUGGUGCUUCCGAGUGUACAUUUGAGGACUACUUCUAUUUCUGUGACGAAGAGGAAAAUACUUCUGAUUCGAAAUUCGCAUUUUGGAUCAUCAUUCUGAUAGUGGUCAUUGUUCUUUUGAUUGCAUCAAUAAUUAUCGUCUGCUUUUGUAAGAAAAAAAUGGCUGCUAGAAAGAAAACGACUGAAGAAGAGGAAUUGUUCAAUGAGGUUCCAAAUAGAAAAUUUAAUAAAGCAACAUUACACACGAGGGAGACGUCUUUCAUGUCGACAACAAGCACAAUGAUAGCGUCGCCAACAUGGUCAGAUGAUGGAAGAUCCUCAGCUGCAUCAUGGCGUUCUAAUGGAUCUAUUAACUCGAGGUUUUUCGAAUCUCCCAUAAUGUUUAUUGGAUCGCCACCUACAAGUACACAAGACAGUGGGCGCAGUCCGACACCAUCAUCAAGUCAUGGUUGGUCUCCUCUAAGUUUCUUCGGCAAGCGAUCUGUUUCUCCUGAACCCCGUAACAUCACAGUUAACCCAACACCAGUCGGGGAAUCAAGUAGACAAGAACCUAAGGUUUCGAAGGACAAGAAGGAAACAUUUGCGCCACCAACAUCAGGGAACCAAAUGAUCACACCUGUCACCAAAAUGUUGCAGAAAGCCCGCCAAUCUGGUGCAUCACCACAUCCGUUAAAUCCACCAAACAAAGUUCCGGCUCCUCAGGCAAGUACAACACGUGGGUUAGGUGACCCUUCUUCAACGCCUAUGCCUUCUGCCAACAGUUCGGCUCCUACAAGUAUAUUUGGAUCGCGAGAAACACCGCUUCCGAAAUUCGGCGCCCCGACAAGUAUUUUCGGAAACAGAGACACUCCACAGCCAAAGUUCUCUUCAUCCGUGUCAAAUACAAGAAAUAAUGUCACGGGAAGGCCAUCUCCCUUUAUGAAGGGAAUGGCAGUACCACGACUUCCGGCAUCCUCGACGAGUUUAGGUGCAAGAGGAAGGCGUUCAUCAAACACGCAAUCAAAUAUCGAUAGCAUUCUUGAGGAUAUGGACACUAAAUAAAUGUAUCUGUAGAAAACACAACGCGUUUUAUUGUAAAUAUCAAACAUUAUAUGAAUAGAAAAUUUAUAUCCUGAACAUGCCCUGUUAAAGAGCUCGUCGAGGAACUUAAUUAUGAUCGUAAAAGGACUAGAAAUGUAUUUAGAAAGAAAAAGAAACCAUGUGUAUAUAUUUAUAUUUUACUAUUUUCUUUCUUUUUUUUAUUGUUUUAAGAAUGUGAUAUUGAUUUGUUACCGAUACUUUCUUAAAGUUGUUAAUAUAUAUUUUUUAGAUUUGUUGUCAUAGCAUUUUUUGUAAUAGACAUCCUUGAUAGUCUGUGUAUGAUAAUAUAAGCUUCUCUUGGAACAAUUGUUUAGAACAAUCACAUUUAUAGGUAUCGCACAGUACUACGGUGUUUUGAAGUGUAAAUACACACAAAAAGAAUAUGAUUAUGUCCAUUUACAUGUUUGACUUUUAAUCGAGUGAUAACACGCUCCAUUUCAGAAAUUUGACACCCAUGCCAUUUACAUAUUUUUUUCACAUUUCAUCUUUGUAUUAUUUAUUGUUUUUAAAUGUUUUUCCUGUGAUAUUUUAAGUAAAAAUGAUUAGUUGUAUAACCAUAUACUUUAUUGUAAAUACAUUUCAGUAGUUAUUUAAGAUUGUGCCAAUGUAAUGAAUUAAAGAAUAGCCCAAACCAAACAAAAACAAAGAUGAAAUAUAUAUAUAUAUAUAUAUAGCGCAAAAACAUAAAAAUAAAAAAAAAAUGUCACAAGGACACCAAAUCAAUUUUUUAUCGACCUUCAUCUAUGCAUCAUUUUUAAGCUAGAAAAUAUAUUGACUAAUGUGCGGUACUUGCACUGUUUUUUUUUUCUUUAAUUAAGCUGUCUAAACUAACAAUAUUUGAUACGCGCUUUUGUCAAGUUGUGUAGUGUUUCAUUUUUAGAUGCGACUUUUCUUCUAUUUACUUACAUAUUUUAAACUUAUUUUUAUGACUGUUAACAACUAUGUUUUCUUUAAAAUCCCUUUGCCCAUUUUUAUAUGUUCUGAAAACUAACCUUUCUCUGUUAAGAUAGUACGCUCAAAUAAAGUUCU
This is a messenger RNA of Mercenaria mercenaria, 41970 nucleotides long. RefSeq lists its product as uncharacterized. Gene Ontology annotation, cellular component: membrane. Lineage: Eukaryota; Metazoa; Mollusca; Bivalvia; Venerida; Veneridae. The transcript has 59 exons. The coding region runs from base 49 to 40902 and encodes 13617 amino acids. The record is from RefSeq and is a predicted model, not a curated record. Gene Ontology annotation, biological process: cell communication.